AUGGAGGCGAGAGGGAAUGGAGAGCGGCUUGUGGCAAAAUGUGGCAUGAUGAGAACAACGUUGAUGAUGGUAUCAGGUGCUUCGAAUUGCCUCAAGAUUCUAGUGGCAGAGGUUAUUGUUUGUCGAGCAAAACUAUAUGCUUAUUUCAUAUUGAAAACAAUUUAUGUCGACGAGGAAAUACUCAAGAAUGGAUUAUGCAUGAGGCUGAUUGCUCGGAAUUAUUGGAAGUAUACGAGAUAUCAACAAGUCACACAAGUGCACUUCAUCUCGAUUCUAGCAAUUGCUCAUCCGUCAUUUCGUUGA
Cooperia oncophora is the source of this 303-nucleotide messenger RNA. NCBI's taxonomy places the organism in Eukaryota, Metazoa, Nematoda, Chromadorea, Rhabditida, Trichostrongylidae. The record is from the annotation of a GenBank genome assembly.